Molecule: messenger RNA, 1370 nt
Organism: Pelagomonas calceolata
Lineage: Eukaryota; Pelagophyceae; Pelagomonadales; Pelagomonadaceae
Source: the annotation of a GenBank genome assembly
GGUUGCUGGACGAUAGGCAGACCUCAAACAGGUAGUGCCCAGCUUGUCAGAAGAGGCUGCCCCCGACGCAUCCAUCCGAGCACUCUUUCAAGGCGGGGCCGUGAUUCCCCCCGCUCGGCGCCGAGCUUGCAAGAAGCAAAUUGGUGCUGGCAAAUGGAGGCCGCACCCUCCGAGGCGCCGGCCCCGGCGCGGCCCGCGCAAGAGGCCAAAGGUGGGGACGCCCCGGGCCCAUUACUUAACACUUUGAGCGUCGAGGCGACGGCUAGAUUACUUGCUGAUUAUUUUCACGUCGAGGAAGAUGUGGUAAGGCGGGGUUUUAGAAACGUGGACGGCGCGACGCUGUCCUUCUACACGGACGACGAACUCAGUCAGGCGGGUGUGACCAAUGCACCUCUGCGACGACGGAUGCUGCUGGAAUUGAAAAAGUUUGGGGCCGAGGGCGUGCCUCCUUCGGCCAUCGUGACGAUGCGGGACGCCGUGACGUCGCCGACGCUGCCUCGGAGUCAUUUCGACAACGUCGAUCGGCGCCAGGUCGUGCCGGCCGAGGCCGUGCAGGUCUACCCGGCCAUUACGACGACUCGAAGCGCGCCUUUGCCUGGGCGGUUUUCCGCGCCAUCGCGGUCGCAGUCCGGCCGUGCUGUUGAUGAAGAGCAACGACGUGAAAGGCAGCGGCGGAUCUUGCGGCACAACAGCGGCGCGCAGUCGAUGAGCGCCCUCGACACGAGUGACGACGACCGGCCCGCGUCCUCGGAAAGCCGAGGGUUCCUCAAGCGACGGUCGCGGGACCUCACGAACUUCUUCCGCGGGCUGGGACGCGCGUCUCGCGGCUCGAAGGACGACUUGGCCGAAACAAGAAGAGAUACGAGGUUACAGGGCGAGUUGCGGAGAUACGCGAAUACGGCCUUACCGUCGAAUAUCACGGCGAUCCAUCCCGAUGAUAGGAAUGAUAGUGAUGAUGAGUGCGUCCAGUGGGUCGCGGACGUCGUCUUCGGCAAGCAGCGCGCUCCAGGUCAAGUCAUCAUAAGGCUGCCGCCGAACUACCCCUUUGCCGGGCCGGUGCUCUCAUUUAGAGAUAGAGAAGUGCGCUUCGUCCUCGGCCAGGGCGGCGUGCGCGACGACUGGGACAUCGUGUGCGUGUGGACGCCGGCGAUGUCCGUCGCCGACGCCGUCACGGAGGCGCUCGCCGCCGUGAACCAGGCGGAGUUCACGGACGCCGCGAACAUGUUCGCCGAGGAGGAGGCCCUGUCUCGUGUUACAAGCUCCGUGCGGUCGGAGCCCGACGACGAUCGGAGAAGGGCGCCGUCGUACGACGACUUCGCGUCGUCGGGCGCCGCCGAGGCGAAGGCCUAAGCUACUGUGUUUUGCCGGUC